Gossypium arboreum is the source of this 1764-nucleotide messenger RNA. RefSeq names its product metal tolerance protein C4. The record is from RefSeq and is a predicted model, not a curated record. Gene Ontology annotation, molecular function: monoatomic cation transmembrane transporter activity. Gene Ontology annotation, biological process: zinc ion transport; transmembrane transport. Gene Ontology annotation, cellular component: membrane. The transcript is spliced from 13 exons. Bases 212 to 1564 code for a protein of 450 amino acids. NCBI's taxonomy places the organism in Eukaryota, Viridiplantae, Streptophyta, Magnoliopsida, Malvales, Malvaceae.
UAAUCUUCCCUUUCCUUCAUAUUUAUUCCAAUUAUGAUGCUUCGCCAUUUUCUUGUUUCGCCUUCAACCUAAAACCCCUAGUCCCAAAAAUGGAUUCAUAUAUAUCUUUAACGUAAAAGGAGAAAAAAAUCGAAAUUUCUAUCUUCAGCUUCAAUUUCUCAGGAAACGGAAAACCAGUAAAGUAUUGUUUGGAAAUUUGCAAUCCAAGUAAAUGCAAAAGUCGUGUCGUUUCAUUUCUCGCUUCCUUCGCUCCUCCAAGCACACUUCUUCCCCUAUCAUUGUUAACUCAUCGUUUAACAAUCUCUCCCAUUUUGAUUUUUUAAACCCCCGAAAUCAGAGCUUUUUCCAAUUUAGUCCCCAUACAACAAAUUCUGGGCAAGUCAGAGGUUUGAAACGUUGCGUUUUGCUGGGUUUUGUAUUGACCGCUGAUGAUCCCAUCUAUUAUCAGCAUCAUACACAUUUUUACUCUUCCCGUCGAAAAUUUUUCACGAGGGCUAAACAAAUAAAGAAGAUUGAAAUCAAUGAUCAGCACAGUCAACGUGCUGUUACAACUGCUUUAUGGUGCAACUUCCUUGUCUUUUCUCUCAAGUUUGGGGUCUGGUUAGCAACCUCUAGCCAUGUUAUGUUAGCUGAAAUGGUUCAUUCACUUGCAGAUUUUGCUAAUCAGGCACUGCUUGCUUAUGGUUUGAGUAGUUCAAGGCGUGCACCAGAUGCUUUGCAUCCGUAUGGCUAUUCCAAGGAAAGAUUUGUUUGGUCCUUGAUAUCUGCUGUUGGCAUAUUCUGUCUUGGUUCUGGUGCUACAAUUGUUCAUGGAGUUCAAAACCUAUGGAUAGCACAUCCCCCGGAUAAUAUUGAGUAUGCAGCUUUGGUGAUAGGCGGCUCAUUUAUAAUUGAAGGUGCUUCUCUUGUUGUUGCCAUUCAAGCUGUCAAGAAAGGUGCAGCAACGGAGGGGAUGAAAGUGAAGGACUAUGUCUGGCGUGGCCAUGAUCCUACAUCUGUUGCAGUCAUGACAGAGGAUGGCGCUGCAGUAACUGGCCUGGCUAUAGCUGCAGCAUCACUGGUUGCAGUGAAGACAACUGGGAAUGCCAUGUAUGAUCCCAUAGGUUCCAUUAUAGUUGGCAACCUUCUUGGAAUGGUCGCAAUAUUUCUCAUCCAGCGCAACCGGCAUGCCUUGAUAGGGAGAGCAAUUGAUGAACAUGAUAUGCAGAAGGUUCUCCAUUUCUUGAAAAAUGAUCCGGUUGUAGAUGCUUUAUAUGAUUGCAAGAGUGAGGUGAUUGGACCUGGGUUCUUCCGAUUCAAGGCAGAGAUUGAUUUCAAUGGAGUGGUGGUUGUGCAAAAUUAUCUCAACAGAACAGGACGUGAAGAGUGGGCGAGACAGUUUCGAGAAUCUGCGAAGGAGAAAGAUGAUGCCGCAUUGCUAAAGAUCAUGUCCAAUUAUGGUGAGGAAGUAGUCACAGCUUUAGGAAGUGAAGUUGAUAGACUCGAAAAGGAGAUCCAAGAACUUGUUCCCGGCAUUCGGCAUGUUGAUAUUGAAGCCCACAACCCCAUAGACCUACCUUCAUGAUCCCAGAUUUUGUACGGGCAUUAUUUCCACCGUAUAUUUUUACAUAUCUAAUGGACGUAAAAAAUUGCAAUUAAGUAAGAUGUCACUUUGUCAUUCAAAUUAUAGCGAUAAUUACAGGAUUAUCGUUAUAUUUAUGAUUACAGAUUGUAACCUGUGAAUAGUGAUGUUUGAGUUUGAAAAGGAAGUGCUAUUCUUAGAAA